AUGCAGACGGGAUUCGUUCAACGUAGCCCUGCCAUUUGUAUGCACGUGGAACGUUUUGGGGAUGCACGAACGGACAUAGAUUUCGUACGACUGAUGCACGGAGGAACGGAAUGCGGGAAAGGCACCGACACGGUGGUCGAGCUCGAAAGAUCCGGGGUCGCAUUUAGGGGAAACAUGGCUGCCAGCAACUUGUUCUCUGAAGACGUGGUCUGCCGUAUUAAUAGGCAGGGAAAUGUGGAUGUUGGCAUCGUGGUGUUCGGUGGCUCCGGGUCUAUGGACUCGGAGGAUUCGGACUUUGAUGAGGAAUUUAAUCGAUUGAAGUCCGGCCAAGUCCUUGUCGCAUGGCACCACAACAACAAGGAACAAGCUGCUUCUGAGCACAAGAUUGUCCUGGCAGACAGGUCUCUGAUGAUGGGAGAUGUGGUGCGGCUCAAUUCUGAACCUCAGGGACAGAAAGGAUAUUGCCUUAACAUAGAAGUGAAGUGUGCGGUCCAGGUUGUUGGCACCGAUUGUGUGAUACCCGAAGUCUCAACUAAAAAGCUGAAACCACUGCUGGAUAUUCAAGAGAAUGUGACUGUCUGCUAUGAGUCAUGGGUGGGAAUAGUAAAAGAUGUCCAGUACCAGAUCCUUGUCCAAUUCAAAGAUGGCUCUAGGUGCUACAUCACAGAUGAAGAUGCAGAGGGUUUUGAUGAUAUUACAGGACCAGUUAGGAAAGAGCUGGGAUUGGAGUACUACAACAAUUUUUACCCAGGACAGAGGCUAUCAGGAAAAAUGAAGUAUUUCCAGCAUGCAACAUGGGUUGUUUGCAACAAUGAAGUGAAACAAUGGCGACGGAAGCCCCUCCGUGAGGUUGUUAUUAUCAUUGUGGAAGUGGGAAUCAAGGCUGUUGAUGUCCAUUGGUUAAUGAAGAUAAAAGCAGACCCCAGUUCAGAGAAGAAUUCACCUCCAAAGGAAACUGUGUCUGGAGACCAAAUCAAUUGGUUUGUGAUCCAGAACAUAUUUUCUCCUUUGUAUCAUCAAGUGGGAGACAAGUCAAAGUAUACCAUCCAAGAGUCUGACUCUCUACUUAUUAAGGCACAGUGGCAAGAAGCUUUACUUGACUAUCUGCGCAACAAAACUCUCCCAUGCUCUGAUGGUCAAACAGUGAAAGGCCAAGGCUCAAGGCGAAAGAAAAAGAUGGCAAAAGAAGCAGAGGAUGAUGGGGAACUGGGAGAUGCUUUGCCCCUCUGUGAUGGAAGGCUCGAUGGGAAAGAAAAAGCAGAGGAACCAGGAGAUGCUGGAGAUAGCAGUGAUGAAUAUGAGGACAUUGAGAAUGAGGGUGAAUUUGGUGGGGGGAAAACCAUUGGGUUCCUUACCAAGCUUCCUGGGGAGAGAGGAAGAGCAGGUUCACGCAAGAGGAGAGCCAAGAAUUCAACACCUAGGGGGAUUUAUUUAUCUCGACAGAAGCAUCCAUCAGACUCAAAAUCACCCAGGAAGCCAGCUGUCAGACCUGGUGAAGAAGUUAUAGUUGACACACUGCUCACAUAUUCUAUUAUUGAUGUGAUGUGGCAGGAUGGGACCAUCUCGAGGGGAAUCCCAUCUCGAGAUCUCUUCCCAGUUUUGAACCUGAACGAGAUGGAGUAUUUCCCUGGUGACUUUGUUCUUCCUGCAAAUGAGUGCAUGCUGCAUCACCCUCGAUAUGGAGUGAUUCAGAAGGUUCAGCACGAAGACCUCAUCGCCGUUGUGAAAUGGUUUCGCAUCAAGCAUUAUGCUGACCGAGCCACGUGUGAGUUUGAGAAGGAGGAAGAGUGUGGUGUUUAUGAACUGAGAGAGCACAGUGAUUAUGAACAGAUGCGCCCUGGGACUGUUGUAGUCCAUCUCUCCAAUAUGUUUGGCUCUGUCACAUCUCUCAUGGACCUCUCAAAAGCAACAGAGGACUCAAAGAACCAGGAACCUGUCACUGGUCAGGUUCUUCUCGUUGGGACUGAUGGCAAGUUGAGGGUGAGAUGGCUGAAUGGUACUGAAAGUCUGUGCCACCCGUUUGAGCUAUUCUGGAUCAAUCCUGAAGAUGAGGAAAUGAUGAAUGGCUCUCCAUCAUCAUCUUCUUCAGAAGUUGGGUCCAUUGAAGAUGUGGUAGAUGAUGCAGACGAAGGUGGCUCCAGCAUUGAGUCAUGGACCACGGCUUCUGAAGACUCUUUUCAUUUGAGGAGCAAAACUGCCAUACCUGUUGACAUUUGGCAGCAGCUUGGUGUAGCAACAGAUAUGAUAAGUAGUGCUCUCAAUGCAGAGGUAGUAGAAGAGGCUCUAUCUGUUUCCAACAUCCCUGAAGUGUUCACUCGUGUCUUCAAGAUAUUCAGGCUGGACCCAGAGGAUGUAGAAGAAACUCUCGCAGAACUGCGAAUGUCAACAGAAUCUGCAUUGUCCACAGAGUCCUCAUCUGUGAUGAGGGAUAUUCUUGAAGGCUUUUCCCUCUUCAUGAACUGCCUCAGUGGAAAUUUGUUGGAGGAGCUGAAGAAUGAGAGGAACAUCCCACUCUCCAAUGAAGCAAUAUCUGUUGCUGCUGCACGAGAAAUUCUUAAUAGCAUCCAGAGGACAUGCUCCAAGAUGGUCCAUCAAACCAGUGAAUCCAAGGAUAAGGAACAUGAGAGUGAUGACAUUCUUCUCCAGUCUCCUCUAAGCUCCUGUGAUAUACCUGCCAGUGCCAAUUCCAGUGUUCAUGUCAAUCCUAAUGUGGGUGAUGACGGCAAGCCAGAAGCAGAUAUGAUCAUAGGUAGUCCUGCAAAUGAAGGACAUCCAAAUUCUAAUGAAGAGCCAAAGGAGGGCUUUCAAGAGCCUAUGUCUCCAACAUGGGGUCUCAUAUUGAAUGCAGAGCCAUACUACAAUGAAGCAGGUUAUGAGAAAUAUAGAGGGACAGAUGAAGCUUCGGAGGACUCCCGUCGUUAUAAUGAAAUGGUUCUGACCAAAGUUGUUCAAUCCAUGACAAACAUCAUCCAAAACCGUCCAUUACCAUUCCAAAAGGAGGUCAUGCAACAUUUGGAACGCAUCUUCCUUAGAUUUUUGCAUCGGAUGGAGAGCAUCUUGAAUUCUGAUCAAGGUGGAGUAUCUCUAAGCUUCCCUCUCCUGCCCACAUCUCGUGGCUUCCGUAUUUCCCUGGAGAAAGGCCUCAAUCAGCUCAAAGCCGUUGCUGCAGACCACAACCUGCUCCCCAUAUCCCUCUCCCCACCUAUAGUCUCUUUUGCACUGAGAUACCCGAGCCGAAUGGGUCAACUGCUUCAGCAGUCGCAGACAUUUGCAGUGAAUUUCCUGGCUAAGAACCAGGUUGCUCUUGGCAUCCACUUUGGUAAACCUCCACCCAAUGAAGGAUCUCACAGUCAGUUUGAUGAUGUCUCUCAUAUUAUGUCUCCAGAGGGGCUACCACUACUCACUGGUGUAGUUUCAGGCGAUGAAUUAUUUCUUGAUGCCUUUGAGAACCAAAGUCUCCCAUUUGAAGACUGGACCCAUGAAGCGCACCUUCGCAUGGCAUGGAAUUAUAUCCAAGAGCAUGGUCCAAUUGAAGCUAUACCAUUCAUCAAGAAUGGAAUAAAAAAGUACAAUGAAAGGCACCAGAAGAGGAUUCAGCGAGGAUAUCAUGAAACAGUCACAAUGUUUUACAUUCACAUGGUGUCAGAUGCCAUUCAACAGUUCCAAGGGGCAACCAACUUUGAUGAUUUCAUCUGUCAACAUCAUCAUCUUCUAAAAAGGAACCUGCUCUUUGAAUAUUAUUCUCAAUCUGUGAUACAAACUCAGGAAGCAAAAGAGAGAAGCAAAUGUGGAGAGACACCGAGCUGCCAUAUGCCUGACUGCUGUGAAAGCUUCAGCAAUGCAUGCAUUGCAGAGAAGAGUCAAGCUCUCCUGCUCUAUUAUUGUCUGCUGAGCCAGCUUUUGAAUGUUGAGUCUUUGAUCCUCAAGAAGAUCUCUCCUCUUUUGAUUCACCUUCAGACUCUUCAUUACUCCACUUUCAACUACCUUUGCAAACUCUUCAAUUUGUUGGAGGAUCCCUUGGAUGCCAUUAGGAAUCUCUUCUUCUCAAGUACAACUUUGGGGUCAAAAGAUUUUAAGCUCAUCCACUGGGGCAUUGCUGAUGCAUUGUUGCCUGCACCACCACUGCCAGGAACAGGGAUUGGAUUCCAUUGGGGUACAUUGGAUCCAAUGUGGGAUGCUGCUUGUCCACAAGCAACCCGUGUUUCCCAACUAUGGUUUCGGCAACACUUGAAGAGUCGAGACAGCAGGAAAACAUGCUCUGUACUUGGGAAACUUCUCAGGAAACCAUCCAGUUCUCAAAUCAAGCAUAUCAUCAUGAAUGACUGCAUGCUGAAGCCAGAAUAUGUCAUCUACAUAGCUGAAGGGUUAAGCUUGAAUUCUAGUGUGGAAACAUUGGAACUCAAGGGGAAUAAUAUUAGAGGGCUUGCUUGUGAAGCUCUUGGGAGAUUCCUGCAAGUCAACUCAAAGAUAAGAAGGUUGAAUCUGGAAUGGAAUUCCUUGGGAUCCUCACCAGGAUCCUUUGCAGUGUUUUGUGAAGGAGUAGGAAGGAAUGAGUCCUUGAAAUACUUGGAUAUCAGGAACAAUCAGAUCAAGGUAGAUGCUGCAGAAGAUCUUGCUUCCUUGAUUAGAAGAAAUAGCACUUUGCAGUACAUUGAUCUGAGGUGGAAUGAGAUUGGGUUGAUUGGGGGGCGAAAAAUCUCAGCUGCAAUGAAGCAAAAUCGACAUUUGCAGACACUGUGUUUGACUGGAAAUGAUAUUCCAGAAGAGGUCCUUGCUGCUAUUGCUGCCAUCGCUCAGGGGAACAAAGAGCGGACCAUGAUGAGAGAUCAUCAGGAAGCCCAGUUGAGGUCUGCAAAGUUUGCAUUGGAAAGUCUGGAGAGAGAGAGAAAAGACCAAGUGAAAAAGCUUUUGCAUGCUCUCAAAGGAAGGGAACAGGAUCUUAGCAAUGUUCAAAGAUCCAAAGCUGUGCUUGAGAAGGAGAUGACUACAGCCCUCAGAGAAAAUGAAGAAAGGAUGGAGGAACUAAAAAAAAUUUUGAGGCAAAAAGAGCAAAAACUGACUGUGUUGCUUCCUGUGGUGGGACAGGUGUCGCACCUUAAGGAUGGACUGCAAUCCUUGAGGCAAGAGGUCAUCACUAUUGACUCAGAGGAUAUGAGACGAAGAUUUGGGGAUGAUCUCUUAUCUCAAACUCAGAGCUGCAUUGAUCUGAGGAAAGCCCUCAGUGUCAUGGAGGCUGAGAAUCAGCGACUUAAGUACGACCUUUCCAUGUCUCAGAAUGAAACUGCUGCUAUAUUGGAAGAAAAAGAAGACCAGAGAAGAGGACUUGAAGAAGCCUUAGAAGCACAGAGGAAGAGAUGGCAAGAGCAGCUGCAAACAAAGGAGGCCAAGUUCUCAAGUGAGAAAGAAGUCAUUCUUGCUGACUAUCAAAAAGUUGUAGAGGACUUGCAAGCAACAGUGGAUACUGCCAAAGAAGAAAGAAAAAAAUUGGCUGAUGAGAAUCAUACACUGCAAGCAGAUCUCCAAAGGAAGGAUGGAGAGCACAAGAAACAGAUCGUGAAGCUACAGGAAGAGUAUCAGGCCAGGCAGAAGAAAGGGAAAGAGCUUGAAAAUGAAAGCAACAAGGUGAAAUCCCUGCAGAGAGAUUUAGAAGCGAGGAAAGGGGAAAUUGAAAGACUCCAGGGAACCAUACUAGAUAAGGUGGAUGAAAUCUCACAUCUCAAAAAUGAAGAGAAGGAGAGACAGCUAGCCCUGAAGUCAGCCCUUAUGCCUUUCCUCACCAAAGAUUCCUAGAAGAUGGUGUCAUUUUUUUCCAUUUAGACUCUGUUCAAAACAAUGUCUUAUACCUUUCCGCCUAUUUUAUCAUCUCAAAUAAAUCCAAUCAAGUUGAACUGUGU
This is a messenger RNA of Darwinula stevensoni, 5894 nucleotides long. NCBI's taxonomy places the organism in Eukaryota, Metazoa, Arthropoda, Ostracoda, Podocopida, Darwinulidae. The record is from the annotation of a GenBank genome assembly.